AUGCCUACGAAACUAAGUAAAAAGAUUCAAGGUCCAAGCCUUUAUAAAACAUUUAUCGAUGCUUAUAUGAAAGCUCGACCUAAUGAAAAACGAGCUGACAAACAUUAUGAUGCACAAGUUGAAUGGAAUGAAAUAAAAUGGAAUGAAGAAUAUGUUAAAGAAAAAAUUGAAGAAUAUUUAGAAAAAUAUAAUCAAUUCGAAGCACCUUCAAAUCAAGAUCUUGAACGUCCAUCAUCACCUCUUUCGUCAGCUCAACCAAAAAAUAGUCGAUCUCGACCAAAAAAAAAACCUAAAAUUGAUCAAUCUAAUGAUACGACAAAUGAAGAUGAUAAACAAUCAAAGGGUGUUGAUGAUUUGGAUGAAGAUGAUCUAGAAGAUGAAGAUGAGGAUGAGGAUGAGGAUGAGGAUGAUGAAGAAAAGAAAAAUAAAAAUAAAAAAAAAGCUUAUUUUAUUAGAAAACGUAAGCCGAUUGAAGAAGUAAUAUUCGAAGAUGCAAAAGGAUUACCAGCUGUAUCUGGUGUUUCAUUAGAACCAUUAGCAAAGCAAAAAAGACAACCAGCACAAGACCGUGCUUUUAAAGAAUUAAGUUCUAUUAAUGAACGUAUUGCUUCAUUAGUACAAGUUAGACAAAUGGGUUUAUCAACACCAGAAAAUAGAAGACAAUUAAAACAAUUAAUGAAAGAGAGAAGAAAAAAAGCUUACGAAUUAAAACGUCUUCAAUCAAAACAAAAAGCUUCAAAUAAAUAUCGAAUUAAACGAAGAAAAAUUGUUGAACAUUUAUUUGAAACAAAACCUGAAUUACAUCCACAAUUGAAUAAACUUUAUCGGCGUGGUGCUGGUCGACCACGAAUUGAAGAACAAUGUCCUGAUUUAUUACAAAUUAUUGAAGAAAUUGCAAAAGUUGGUGGAGCAAGUGAUGAUCGAAGACGAUCAGAAACUAUUCGCCCUUGUUUAACAUUAGAUGAUUUAAGAGAAAAAAUUAAACAAAGAGGUUAUGAUAUUAAACGAACAACACUUUAUUAUCGGUAA
Rotaria sp. Silwood2 is the source of this 1029-nucleotide messenger RNA. NCBI's taxonomy places the organism in Eukaryota, Metazoa, Rotifera, Eurotatoria, Philodinida, Philodinidae. The record is from the annotation of a GenBank genome assembly.